This is a messenger RNA of Puntigrus tetrazona (Sumatra barb), 1516 nucleotides long. Its product is annotated as BICD family-like cargo adapter 1. The record is from RefSeq and is a predicted model, not a curated record. The transcript is spliced from 10 exons. Lineage: Eukaryota; Metazoa; Chordata; Actinopteri; Cypriniformes; Cyprinidae. Bases 113 to 1516 code for a protein of 467 amino acids. Gene Ontology annotation, biological process: Golgi to secretory granule transport; vesicle transport along microtubule.
CCGUCUGCAAACAAACCCGUGAGUGUCAACCAGAGGCUUCUCACCCACUCUCUGUCUCCGUCUCUCAUGGAGACCUGAGGUGCUCAUUAUUUCCCCUCGUGACACGAGCGCUAUGAGUCUGGGAGAAGAGCUGUAUUGCAAAGCGCAGAAGAUGGACGUGGAGGAAGACUUCUACUCGUAUGAGUUCAGUAACGACGAAGGUCUGCCGGUGUUUAAGGACAGCGAGGAGCUGUUCGCGGCGCUUCGGCGGAAGGAGGACGAGGUUCUUCUGGCAGCUCAGGUGGGAAACGCUCUGCUGCUGGAGAACAGACAGCUGAAGGAGGAGAGAGACGGGCUCCACGAGAAAUACACGCAGCAGCUCGAGGAGCUGGAGCAGGGCAGGUACGAUCUGCGGGUCAAGCUGGAGGACUGCCAGGCGCAGUGGGAGAGUCAGGUGUCCGAGCUGGAGCGGGACGUGCAGGAGCUGCAGGCGAGGGUCCAGACGCUGAACCAGAGUCUGAGCGAGGCCGAGAGAGACAACGGCAGACUGAAGCAUGAGCACAGCGAGCAGAGCCACAGACUCCGAGACCAGCUGCAGAGGGGAAUGGAAGUGGAGCGAGCCAUGACCAGCGAGCUUCAAAGACUGAAACAGGAAAUGAGAGAAAGAGGGCAAUCCAGACCCCAGGACGAAGAAAUCAUCAACGCUCUCAGAGAACAGGUGAGAAGCCGUUCACACUGCAUUCAAACACUGGAGCAGCGCUUGAAGAUGACUUGUCACGAGAAUGAGGAACUAAAAGACACUAUGUCCACACUACACGCUCGCCUGGAUCUACAAGAACAACAGAGUCACACACACAUACAACAGCUGGCCGAGGCCUGGCGGGAGGUGGAUGGGGUUCGUUCCCGGGCUCAGGAGCUGCAGUCUCAGGUCGAGGAGCUGCAGGAGGAGGCGGCUCUGCAGGACAAGAGUCACAACGACUCGUCUUUACUGUCUGAGCUGGAAAACAAUCUGGACACUGCAGAUUGGAGCCUGGACAAAGAACAGGUCUGUCGGGAGCUGAACUACAUCCUGGAGCUGCUGCAGCCCGUGGCCUACAGAUCAGAGGCUGAGCAGGACUCGGAUGACAGCCUGCAGGGCAUGCUGGGACAACUCAAACACGCAGCACAGUGGAUAGCACACAGUGACACACUACAGGAGAAGAGGAAGUCCAUUGUGGGAUCUGGGAGCGAUCCGUGUGAGAAUGCCGUCCGGAUACAGGAGCUGCGGGAUCAGAACGAGCGCCUCGUAGCGGAAAACGGCGAGCUGAAGCUGCGAGCUGAGAGACUCGUGGAGCAGGAAGUAGUUCAGCAGGCCAUAAAGGACCGCGAUGAUGCCAUCACUAAGAAGACGGCGAUGGAAGCGGAGCUGCUGAGGACUAAACACGAUAUGAUGUGUUUGAACAACCAACUCCUGGAAGCCAUUCAGCGCAAGCUACAGCUGUCACAGGAACUGGAGGCCUGGCAGGACGAUAUCAGGUUAUCAUCAACCAGCAGCUGA